Messenger RNA from Tilletiaria anomala UBC 951, 2482 nucleotides. RefSeq lists its product as uncharacterized. The coding region runs from base 15 to 2315 and encodes 766 amino acids. NCBI's taxonomy places the organism in Eukaryota, Fungi, Basidiomycota, Exobasidiomycetes, Georgefischeriales, Tilletiariaceae. The record is from RefSeq and is a predicted model, not a curated record. The transcript is spliced from 3 exons.
GAUAUCCUUUGUACAUGCGAUGGAGCAUGACAGGGGACGGGACCACUAACAUGCAAGAAGAGCUGCAGGACCAAGGUGACACACUCUUAGUCUCCGUCGCUGCUCGGAGCCUCUUGGCGCUCGCACGACAACUCGCUGUUCCAUGUCUCUUUGCUGGCGACACCUGGCGUUUCGAGCAGCAAACCCUUCUCGCCGGCGAGCAUUGGCAACAACGGACAUUGCCUUCCUUGCUUUCGAAGGUCAACGCUGAGCUUCGAGCCCUCGAAGAUCAUUGGCGAGACGCUCGGUUCCAGCAGCAGCAGCAGCAACAGCAGGUAGCGCAAGACGCAAGCAGCAUCACAGAUGCACUGCGCCUCAUCAUCAAGGCCUCUGCCAAGUACGUGCCUCCACAACGAAUUGCACUACCAUCGCAUGGGAUAAACCCAAACGGAAAAGGAAAUGCCAGCGUGAAUGAUGAUACUGGGGACAAUGAAGAAGGCGUAAAGGAUAGCCAUGAUUGGCUAGCUCCGGAUCUGCUGGACAGUUUCAUUGGCAACCGACAAAACCGAACCCUGGCACAAGUGAUAUGCGAUCGCGCAAGUAUCCUUUUGUCGUCUUUACCUGUUCCCACGAACACAUCCGAGUCCAGCGGCAGCGCUGCUUAUGCACGCAGCCUCCUUUCGACUUAUAUCAAGCACCUCUACUCUGCAUCUCCAUCUUCCUCCUCCGUUGACCGUGAUACAGGACGCGCAAAAGCUCCCCGCGAGCAUCUAAGUCACUCUGGUGCAGCAAACUGGGAUGUUCUGGGGACUGCAGGCGGUUGGGACAAUGUUGCCUGGAAAGGCGGGAUGUUGUCCAGUGCCGCAGAACUCGUGCUCACCGCUGACAUCGAAGUGACUGACGGAGACGGGAGUGCUGAUGAAAAGGCUUUUACGCUCCUGCGUCAUCGGCACGACGGAAUUGGUGCACCGAAUGUCUUCGCAUGGGCCGUGCGUACUGUCGCUGCACCGCUUCCCACACCCGCACUAGACCCGCACCAGCAGGGCUGCGAGAAGGAGAGAGAGUUCUGGGAAGCCGCGUGGCCACUCAUCAUCCCUCCGCUUCUCACGAUGCUGGACGACUCGUCGCUGCAUUCCCGCAUCAUGGCGACCAGGAUUUUUUACUAUGGCUUACUUGAGCUGCCACUCCGAAAGCUGCAAUUGGUAGAACCUGCGAGUGUUGGAUCAUCAGCAUCAGAGGUACCCAUAGCGCCUCCCAUCCUGCUCCUCAUCCGCACAGGCCUACAUCCGCUCGUCGCUUCCUCCCUCUCCGCAAGCCUGACGUACUUCUCCGACCCGCUGUCCUACCUUGCGCUGCCAGACACCCUGUACGCAGCGCGCGCCUUGGCGCUUCUUGUCACGCAGCCGGAAGCGGUGCAGCUGAAAGUCCAAAGCGGGCGCGCUGGCUUUGCGGCUCGGACCGGCAAGGAGGCAAGUAAAGAUAGCAGAGUCCAGCGCUUUGAGGAGAUUUGCAAGCUCCUCAGUGAAGGCGUGCUCAGACCGUGGACAUACAUUUCGCUUCCGCGGAAACAAGCAGGCACGCACACGUCGAGCGCAACUAGAGCGGUCGCAGAGGAAGAAGGGAGCCCCCACGAGCAGCAGGGGUUCGACGCAAAACCUGUGUCUUCUUCCAAUCUGUUGAUGUUGGCGCUCUUGCGCUCUGCCACGCAGCUCUUCAUGGAUGCAGGACCGGCAGGCUGUGCGCGGUACCUCGACGUCAGCAUUGAAUUUCUGUGUGCUCUUCUGCUUGAGCGGGAGCCCGUCGCUCGUCACAAAAAUGAUAGGGAACACAGUGGAAAGAGGCAGAGCGACGCAGAAAGUAGCACGUCGGUUGCAGAGGUGCUCCUAGCAUACGAGACGGUCCGUGUCAUACUUGCUAUCGUCGAGACAUGCACUGCGCACCUCUUCCCUGCGCCGGAUGACACGGCAAGCCGCCCUGCUCUGGAGGAAGAGAGAGAGGAUAAGGAAAUCGGACAAGACACAGAGCCAAUUGCGCCAAUACCGUUGCUACCGCCCAACCUCGAGGAUCGAGCAAGCGAUGUUGUAUUUGCAGCCUCCAUGGCCUGGGUCAAGUUUGGGCUAUUUGACGAGCAGCAAGACGAAAAGAAGGAAGAACUUGCUUCCAGCUGCCUCAUGAACGCAGAGAUACGGCACUCCGCAGCGCUCGUCAUCCUCACACACGCUCUCAAACGACUUGUCAACCAACUCUUACGUGCGAUGCCUACUUUAGAGACCAAGUUCGCCAAGGGUAUUGUAACGCUUGACGAUCGGAUGGCUGGCUUAUUUGCACACCAAUGAGAGGGAGGAGCCCGACAGAAGUAGAAUUUUUUGCAAGUCCACGACCACCAAGAAUCAAUCUAUUCUCUGUAGCAUACCUGUCGAUGGCAGCAGUCAGGUUGAGUAUAAGGGCAGUAUUUAAGUUGAGGAAAAUGCGCAACCUCUGAAAUGGGGGAAGCAGAUCCGCC